AUGGGGACUGCGGGGCGGCGGGUGCUGCGGGUUGGGCUGGUGCUGGGGGCGCUGGUGCUGGUGCUUCAGGGGCUGCGCGGCUGGCUGGCCUCCAAACGGUACGAGUUCACCCCCGCCGAGAUCGCCCAGCUCGCCCGGCACCACGCGGGGCUGGACCAUGAACUGGCUUUCUCCAAGAUCAUCGUGGAGCUACGGAAGAAGCAUCCAGGCCACAUCCUGCCAGACGAGGACCUGCAGUGGGUGUUUGUGAACGCAGGCGGGUGGAUGGGCUCCAUGUGCCUUCUGCAUGCCUCGCUCACAGAAUACGUGCUGCUCUUUGGGACAGCUGUUGACACUGGGGGCCACUCAGGUCGAUACUGGGCAGAUAUCUCUGACACCAUUAUCUCCGGGACCUUCCGGCAGUGGAAAGAAGGGACCACCAGAAGUGAGAUCUACUACCCAGGAGACACCAUUGUGCACCAAGCAGGGGAGGCCACAUCGGUGCAGUGGAGCGCAGGCACCUGGAUGGUAGAGUACGGUCGAGGCUUCAUCCCUUCUACGCUCACCUUCGCCCUGGCUGACACCUUCUUCAGCACUCAGGACUUCGUCACCCUCUUCUACACCCUGCGUGUCUAUGCCAAGGGCUUGCUCUUGGAAGCCAACGCCUUCUUCAGCACCUGGGGCUGCUGAGCCC
Indicator indicator is the source of this 673-nucleotide messenger RNA. It is a transcript of the gene SIGMAR1, whose product is annotated as sigma non-opioid intracellular receptor 1. NCBI's taxonomy places the organism in Eukaryota, Metazoa, Chordata, Aves, Piciformes, Indicatoridae. The record is from RefSeq and is a predicted model, not a curated record. The transcript is spliced from 4 exons. Gene Ontology annotation, cellular component: endoplasmic reticulum. Bases 1 to 669 code for a protein of 222 amino acids.